Messenger RNA from Epinephelus lanceolatus (giant grouper), 2721 nucleotides. Lineage: Eukaryota; Metazoa; Chordata; Actinopteri; Perciformes; Serranidae. The record is from RefSeq and is a predicted model, not a curated record.
UAGCUUCUGUGGUGGAGGGGUGAGACAGCAUGUGAGGACCGCUUGGAUUCCUUUUACUUUGGCUAUUUUGUCAUUCUGAUUUUAAAAUAGGACAUAAAGAAUUUGUAUUUUAAUGUAUUUAAGACUGCACAAAGAGGGACCACUUGAAAUGGUCUGUUGUUUCUAGUGAAAAUUGCCUUUUUAUUGGACGCAGUGGAAGAUAGACAAACUAUAGGAUAACAUAAUGGCUCAAGUGGACUCUGAGUUUGGUGUGAAGGGCAGCAGCAUCAUCAGGGAAUGGAGUGGACAAGUCCAGCCAGCUCUGGUGGCCACUUUUGUCUUCCUCUUCUGUCUGGAAACCUGCCUGUGGGUCAGGAACCUCAGGCUCAAAAGAAGACUGCCGGGACCCUUCGCCUGGCCGUUGGUGGGCAACGUCAUGCAGCUGGGCCAGAUGCCUCACAUCACUUUCGCCAAGCUAGCCAAAAAAUAUGGCAAUGUGUACCAGAUACGGCUAGGCUGCAGCGAUAUUGUGGUGCUGAAUGGAGACAGGGUGAUACGUGAGGCUCUCAUACAGCGCAGCACAGAGUUUGCAGGCAGACCAAACUUUGUCUCUUUUCAGUCUGUCUCAGGGGGGAAAAGUAUGACUUUCACCAAUUACAGCAAACAGUGGAAGAUGCACAGGAAAAUUGCUCAAUCAACGAUCAGAGCAUUCUCAUCUGCCAACAGCCAGACCAAAAAAGCCUUUGAGCAGCAAAUUGUGGCUGAAGCCACAGAGCUAGUUGAGAUUUUCCUUAAACUCAGUGCUCAGGACCAGUAUUUCAACCCUGCUCAUGAGCUGACAGUAGCUGCAGCUAAUGUGAUUUGUGCCUUGUGCUUUGGAAAGCGCUAUGGACAUGAUGAUGUUGAGUUUAGAGCCUUAUUACAGAGGACAGCUAAGUUUGGAGAGACAGUGGGGGCUGGCAGCUUGGUAGAUGUGAUGCCAUGGCUGCAGUCUUUCCCUAACCCGGUCCGCAGCAUGUUCAAGGACUUCAAAAACCUGAAUAAAGAGUUUUUUGGGUUUGUUCAGAACAAGGUGGAGGAGCACAGAGAGACAUAUGAUCCAGAGGUAACACGAGAUAUGAGCGAUGCCAUUAUUAGCGUGAUUGACAAAGCUGGCAGUGACAACGGCCUCACCAAAAGCCACACAGAGGGUACGGUGACAGAUCUGAUCGGUGCAGGUCUGGACACCAUCUCUACUGCUCUUCACUGGAUUCUCCUUCUGCUGGCUAAACACCCUGAAAUACAAACCAAGCUGCAGGUGCUCAUUGACAAAGUCGUGGGACGAAACAGGCUGCCAUCUAUCGAGGACAGAAGCAGCCUGGCCUACCUGGACGCCUUCAUCUAUGAGACCAUGCGCUUCACCAGCUUCGUCCCCUUCACCAUCCCCCACUCCACAACCUCAGACGUCACCAUCGAAGGCCUCCACAUCCCCAAAGACACGGUGGUCUUCAUCAAUCAGUGGUCCAUCAAUCACGACCCCCUGACGUGGAAGGAUCCACACAUCUUUGACCCCUUGCGCUUCCUGGACCAAAAUGGCUCCCUUGACAGGGAUCUCACCAACAAUGUUAUGAUCUUCUCAGCGGGGAAGAGAAGAUGUAUCGGGAACCAGAUUGCCAAGGUUGAGUUAUUUUUGUUCUUUGCAAUUCUUCUCCACCAGUGUCGCUUUGAGAAAUGUGCCGAUGAGGACCUGUCUUUAAACUGCUCCUAUGGUUUAACACUGAAGCCUUUAGAUUACAAGAUCACUGUCAAACUCCGGGGAGAAUUACUUGUAGGCCAAUAAGACUCUGAAACUGGUUCUCCAAGUAAAAAAGCAGCAAUGCAAUGAAAGGUAUGUGUCCUAAAAGAAAUAUCUAUACCUUGUAUCACAGAGGAUUUUUAUGUAAUAAGCUUUAAUUAACCAAAAACAUGCUUUUUAACUUCUGCUGACAUUUAAAAUUGUGAUCAAAGACAAUAAUGUUAUUUCAUUCUGUUACUGUAUUCAAAGUAAGCUCCCUGUAAAUGACACUAAAAACGAAUGUGAGUCAUAUCUGGACUUGACAGCAAUCACACUCCUCAACUCUGAAAAACUGUGACAGACUGAGAAAACCUAAAUAUAUCUGUAGUGGCUCUGCCGCAUCAUGUAAGAAACAGAAAAAAUGUAAUGGAAGCCUUUGAUGUGUUUGCCCAAAGCCACAAUUCAUAAUAAACCUUAAGUAUGUAUUGUUAUUUAUAUGAGGGUAUUUAGCGGAGUCACCCUAAAUUGCAAUAUAAACCGGUGGUGAUGUAUAAAUUUCACUUUAAGCAUUUUGUUUUUCUCGCUGAUGGGGAGACAUCAUGUGCCAGCUGUGUGGUCUCAACUGAGCAGUUAUUCACCCAGACACUCAUUUAUCUUUGCAUUGAACUUUUUUAUGUCUGAGCUUAAUACAGCGUGCAAGUCAUCUACAUUUAUGUACUCCUAAAUCAUGCAUAAUGCUGUUGUAUUCUGAUGAUAACUUAUGUCAUAUGUAAUAUAUGUCUCAAAGCCACUAAUGUAAUCACUGGUUAUACUGUCUCCUUCCUUUACUACACAUAAUACAUCACUGUACGACAUGAUUUAUUAAGCAUACAGCGAUGUCUGAGUAAUAAGCUGUGUGGAAUAGCUAAAUAAUGUGUUGCAUAAUGACCCAGUGUGAUACAGCCUGUACCCUACUAUGCACAAUAAACAUUUUUUUUAUUGAUUUCUAA